AGGAAAAGAAAUGACUUCUAAAAACACUCUUGUUAAUGGUUUGAACAAAUUCUCAGACCCUAACUAUGUUUCAAUUUUCGACACGACGCUUCGUGACGGAGAGCAAGCUCCUGGUGCCGCCAUGACCGCUAAACAAAAAAUGGACAUUGCACAUCAGCUAGUCAAGCUUGGUGUUGAUGUUAUUGAGGCUGGUUUUCCAGCUUCCUCUGAGGUUGAGUUUGAGCUUGUAAAGUGUAUAGCACAUGAAAUUGGUAAUAGCAUAGAUGAAGAGGGCUAUGUACCGAUGAUUUGUGGUUUGGCGAGAUCUACUAAGGAAGAUAUCGAUAGAGCUUGGGAGAGCUUGAAGUAUGCAAAGACACCGAUGAUUCAUAUGUUUAUCUCGACAAGCGAUAUACAUAUGAAGUAUAAAUUAAAUAUGAGUAGAGAACAAGUUGUGGAGAGAGCAAGGAGCAUGGUGACUUAUGCAAGAAGUCUUGGGUUCAAGCAUGUUAGGUUUGGCUUGGAAGAUGCUACAAGAUCUGAUAAGAAGUUUCUUUGUGAUAUUAUUGGAGAAAUUAUCAAAGCUGGUGCAACAUGCAUUUGUCUUGCUGAUACUGUUGGAUGCAAUUUACCAAAUGAAUUUGGACAACUAGUUGCUCACGUAAAAGCUAAUACCCCAGGAAUUCAAAAUGUGAUCCUUGCGGUACACUGUCACAAUGAUCUUGGACUUGCUACUGCCAACACAUUAGCUGGAAUUUGUGCAGGAGUAAGUCAAGUAGAUGUAACCAUCAAUGGUAUUGGUGAAAGAGCUGGAAAUGCUUCUCUAGAAGAGAUAGUAAUGGCCAUAAAAUGUCGUGGAGAGGAAGUACUAGGUGGUGUCUAUACUGGGAUUAAUACAAAACAUAUAUUCACAACAAGCAACAUGGUAGAGGAGUAUAGUGGACUUAAGCUGCAGCCACAUAAGGCCAUUGUGGGUGUUAACGCUUUUUCUCAUGAAAGUGGAAUUCAUCAGGAUGGAAUACUAAAGAACAGAAGUACAUAUGAGUUUAUAUCUCCUGAAGAUAUUGGAUUUAUUCGUGCAAGUGAACAUGGUAUUAAAUUGGGAAAACUCAGUGGGCGUCAUGCAUUGAAAGCCAAAAUGCUUGUGCUUGGAUAUAAUUUUGAGGAAAAAGUACUUGAAGACCUCUUUUGGAGAUUUAAGUCAAUGGCUGGUAGUAAAAAGAAUAUAACAGAUGAUGAUUUAAGAGCACUUAUAUCAAAUGAAGCUAUCCAGACUCAAAUUGCUUGAAAACUUGGAGAUGACUACACAAAUACAUGAGGUUCUCACCUAUUGAUGGCAGAGCUUAUCUAAUGUUGCAACAGCCAAGGGUUUUGUGCUACAUUAAUUGAUGUAUUAAAUUUACUUAAAGGCUCUAAGGUGUGGAUUCAACAUUUUAAUUUUAUAAGUUCAAUCUUUUAAAGUUUUUACUUUUUAGUAUUGAUCUUCUUGUACUUUCUAAACCAUGAGUUUAGACUUUUAUUUGUUGUAAUUUUAAUAAAUUUAUGAUCCGCGUUAA
Solanum tuberosum (potato) is the source of this 1535-nucleotide messenger RNA. RefSeq names its product 2-isopropylmalate synthase A-like. NCBI's taxonomy places the organism in Eukaryota, Viridiplantae, Streptophyta, Magnoliopsida, Solanales, Solanaceae. Gene Ontology annotation, biological process: L-leucine biosynthetic process. The coding region runs from base 11 to 1267 and encodes 418 amino acids. Gene Ontology annotation, molecular function: 2-isopropylmalate synthase activity. The record is from RefSeq and is a predicted model, not a curated record. The transcript is spliced from 11 exons. Gene Ontology annotation, cellular component: chloroplast.